This is a messenger RNA of Drosophila kikkawai, 642 nucleotides long. RefSeq names its product cytochrome c oxidase assembly factor 1 homolog. Lineage: Eukaryota; Metazoa; Arthropoda; Insecta; Diptera; Drosophilidae. Gene Ontology annotation, biological process: mitochondrial respiratory chain complex I assembly; mitochondrial respiratory chain complex IV assembly. The record is from RefSeq and is a predicted model, not a curated record. Gene Ontology annotation, cellular component: mitochondrial inner membrane.
GUUAUAUCGACCAGCGACCACCUCUAUUAGGACACCGGCAAUAACGUAAUACAAGUACAAACUGGUCAUUUAAAUACCCCAGCAAAAUGGUGGGACUAAGAAUGCCCUCGAACCGCACACUGGGCAAAAUAUGUGUCUACGGUGCCGUGGCCUCCGUAUCCGCAGUGAUGUACAUGCGCUGGAAACUGGAGGAUCGGGUCAAGUCGUGCGACUAUUACAAACUGGCGCUAAAGGGGCUGCGCAGCCAUCGAGGGGCUGUUUCGCUGCUGGGGGAACCUAUCAAGGAUUCGGGCAUUGACCUGGGCAACCCCAACAACAAUUGCAAUGCGCACAUGGCACAAUUUGAGGUUUCAGUGCGAGGCAGCAAGGAUAAAGGAACACUCUACUUCUGGGCCUCCCAUCAGCCGGAUAAGGGCUGGCUCAUCGAUCGCCUCGAGCUGGAAACUAAGCUCAAUCCCGAAAAGCGUUUUCUGCUCAAGAAAUCCGAUGAACAAACCACCGAUCUGCCCGAGAGUCUGAGCCAACUUCCAGCGCAGCACGAACUAAGUCAGUUGAAUAGAGAACAGGCUGAAACGCAGUCAAAUUAGUGGCAAUAUUCGAUUCAAUUAGUUUAUUCUCAUUAAAUUUGACUAAUUCAAGCAA